CUCUUUUUUUCUCUCUCUACUUCUCUCUUUUAUUAUUUUAUAAAAACAUCAAAUACUAUGCCUUAGAACUUUCUAGUUCUCUGUUCCUUCUUUUUUUGUGUGGUUAAUUUCUUCUUUUGUUUUUCUCUUGAUGGGUGCCAAUUUCUCUGCUUUGUUCAUAACCGACUGCUUAUCAUCUGUUUCUUAUUCUUCUUGUUCUUCUUCAUCGACUAGUUUGGGAGAUUUACCGGAGAGCUGCUUGGUAUCGAUUAUUGGGUAUUUGGAUCCGUCGGAGAUUUGUAAAUUGGCGAAGUUGAACAGAGCAUUUAGAUGUGCUUCUUUGGCUGAUUUUGUUUGGGAAUCGAAACUUCCACCAAAUUAUCAACUUCUUGUUGAUAAAAUUCUACCCUCUGUGCCUGAAAAUCUGGGUAAACGAGAUAUUUAUUCAAGGCUCUGUAGAACUAAUACUCUUGAUGGUGGCACCAAGAAAGUAUGGUUAGAUAAGAGCACAGGUGGUGUAUGUAUGGCAAUUUCUUCAAAGGGAUUACAUGUAACGGGGAUUGAUGAUCGAAGAUACUGGAAUCACAUUCCAACUGAUGAAUCUAGGUUCCAUUCGACCGCUUAUCUCCAGCAAAUUUGGUGGUUCGAAGUUGAUGGUGAGGUGGAAUUUCCCUUUCCACCAGGAAGCUAUAGUGUUUUCUUCAGACUGCAGCUAGGUCGUGCCUCUAAGAGGUUUGGUCGUAGAAUCAUCAACUCCGAGAACAUCCAUGGUUGGGAUAUAAAACCCGUAAGGUUUAAACUAUGGACUUCAGAUGGCCAGUACGCUACAUCUCAGUGCACUUUGAACGAACCCGGAAAAUGGUUUCACUACCAUAUGGGAGACUUCAAUGUCGAGAACUCAAAUUCAUGGACGAAGAUCAAGCUAUCUAUGACUCAAAUAGAUUGCACGCAUACAAAGGGUGGUCUAUGUUUAGACUCUGCUGUCAUAUAUCCAAGUAAAUUUAGGGAAAGGUUAAAGCACAAAGGGUUUUUGAAGUGCUAGUAAACCAAUUUAGUUUAGCUUAUAUUUUGCAGUGCAUAAUAUGUGUGUGUGUGUAAUGAAGGUGAGUAUGGUUAAGUAUUCUAGCUGGUUUUUUUGAGGGUUAGAGACUUAAAAAAGAGAAAAUUGUGUAUAAAUUUUGCUUCCAUUUGUUUAAUAAAUUUGCACUUUUAUUUCCUCUUUC
Hibiscus syriacus is the source of this 1202-nucleotide messenger RNA. Its product is annotated as F-box protein PP2-A12-like. The coding region runs from base 131 to 1021 and encodes 296 amino acids. The transcript has 4 exons. Lineage: Eukaryota; Viridiplantae; Streptophyta; Magnoliopsida; Malvales; Malvaceae. The record is from RefSeq and is a predicted model, not a curated record. Gene Ontology annotation, molecular function: protein binding.